AUGUCCCGCGUAUCUAGCGGACCGCCCUACACUGCCUUCCCCAGGGGAAUGGUGCACUGGAUCACGGCCAUGGUAGCCGUGGGCAGCUUCAUCUCGCCGGUGACGGCCAACAUCUACUUCCCCGCGCUGCAGGCCAUAGCCGACGACCUGGACGUGUCCGUCAGCCUGAUCAACCUGACGCUGACGACGUACAUGAUCUUCCAGGGGCUGGCGCCGACGCUGUUCGGCGACUUCGGCGACAUGGCUGGCCGGCGGCCGGCGUACAUCCUGGCCUUCACAAUCUACCUCUUCGCCAACGUCGGGCUGGCCGUGCAGCGCAACUACGCCGCCCUGAUGGUGCUGCGGUGCGUCCAGAGCGCCGGCAGCUCGGGCACCAUCGCCCUCGGGUACGCCAUGGUGGCCGACAUCGCGCCCACGUCCCGGCGCGGCAAGUACAUCGGCUUCAUCGGGGCGGGCAUCAACGUCGGCCCCACGCUUGGGCCCGCGCUGGGCGGCCUGCUGAGCCAGUACCUGGGCUGGCCGUCCAUCUUCUGGUUCCUGGCCAUCCUGGUGGCCGUCUGGCUGGUGCCCUGGGUGCUCACCGUGCCCGAGACCUGCCGCAACGUGGUGGGGAACGGCUCCCUGCCCGCCCAGUCGUGGAACAUGCCGCUCAUGUACUACUUCGACCACCGCAAGGACAAGACCCGACCGCAGGACCGACCCCGGACAGAGUUUCGCUUCCCCAACCCGCUGCGCACCCUCGUCGUCAUCUUCGAGAAGGAGAUGAGCCUGAUCCUCGGGUUGAACUCUCUGCUGUACAUCGGCUUCAUCCUCGUCUCGUCCACGCUGGGCACCCUGUUCCACGCCAUAUACGGCUACAAUGACCUGGAGUCGGGCCUCUGCUACCUCCCCUUCGGCUUCGGGGCCUGCAUCGCCGUCAUCGGCCAGGGGUACGUCCUCGACUGGAACUAUCGCCGCCUCGCCAGCAAGCUGGGCAUCGUCAUCAGCCGCCGCCGUGCCGACGACCUGUCCAAGUUCCCCAUCGAGUCCGCCCGCAUCCAGCCCAUCUACCCUGCCGUACUGCUGGGCGCGGGCGCCCUGGUGGGGUACGGUUGGGCGCUGCAGGCCGAGACCACCGUCGCCGUGCCUCUCGUCCUCGUCUUCCUCAUCGGCCUGUUUGUGCCCACGUCCUUCAACGUCCUCAACACGCUCAUCGUCGACCUGUAUCCGCAGGCCCCCGCUACCGCCACGGCAGCCAAUAAUCUUGUCCGCUGCCUGGUCGGUGCUGGCGGCGCUGCCGUCAUCGAGCUGGUUAUCCACGCCGUCGGCCGAGGCUGGACCUUCACCAUCCUGGCUCUGCUGGUGGCCGUGUGCGUCCCCGGAUUGAUGCUGAUAGAGAAGCGCGGCCCCGGAUGGAGGAGAGAGAGAUACGCCCGCGAGGCUGCCCGGGCGGCAGAGAAGCAAUGA
Geosmithia morbida is the source of this 1446-nucleotide messenger RNA. Its product is annotated as Sugar (and other) transporter. NCBI's taxonomy places the organism in Eukaryota, Fungi, Ascomycota, Sordariomycetes, Hypocreales, Bionectriaceae. Gene Ontology annotation, biological process: transmembrane transport. The transcript has a single exon. Gene Ontology annotation, molecular function: transmembrane transporter activity. The coding region runs from base 1 to 1446 and encodes 481 amino acids. The record is from RefSeq and is a predicted model, not a curated record.